Messenger RNA from Poecile atricapillus (Black-capped chickadee), 3671 nucleotides. Its product is annotated as intraflagellar transport protein 27 homolog. Bases 105 to 665 code for a protein of 186 amino acids. The record is from RefSeq and is a predicted model, not a curated record. Gene Ontology annotation, cellular component: Golgi apparatus. NCBI's taxonomy places the organism in Eukaryota, Metazoa, Chordata, Aves, Passeriformes, Paridae. The transcript is spliced from 8 exons. Gene Ontology annotation, molecular function: GTPase activity; GTP binding.
CCGGUUGCCAGGGCCACGCGGUUGCCAAGGCCGCGGCUCAACGCGGUGGCGGCCCCGCCGCCACCGUCCGGGCCCGCCGCCGCCUCCUGCCCCGGGCCGGCGCCAUGGUGAAGCUCGCUGCCAAGUGCCUGCUGGCAGGAGAUCCAGCUGUGGGCAAGAGUGCUUUAGCCCAGAUGUUUCGCAGUGAUGGGGCUCAUUUUCAGAAGAACUACACACUGACAGCGGGCAUAGAACUGUUGGUGAAGGCUGUAUCAGUUCCAGAGACAAGUGAUAGUGUGGAAUUCUUCAUUUUUGACUCUGCAGGAAAAGAUCUAUUUUCUGAAAUGCUGGGGAAACUGUGGGAGCAACCCAACGUCCUGUGCCUUGUGUAUGAUGUCACUAAUGAGCAAUCCUUCAACAACUGUAGCAAAUGGUUGGAGAAACUGAGGGCUCAAGCAGUUGGCAUGCACAUCCCAGGUGUCUUAGUGGGGAAUAAAACAGACCUAGCUGAUCGUCGAGUUGUGGAGCAGGAGCAAGCACAGGAGUGGGCUGAGAAACAUGGCCUGGAAUACUGUGAGAUGUCAGUGAAGGAAAUGAAAAAUUUUGAGGCCCCAUUCCACAUUCUGGCAAAAUUAUUCCACCAGCUGUACAAAGAGAAAGUGGAAACUUUUCACUCACUAGCCUGACUGAAUCUGUUUCUUUCCUUCUGCGUGGCUCACUGUCCCUGCCUGGUGGGAGCCGCGUCGCGUCCAGCCGCUGUCGCUUGGUGACGCAGUGCCCUCUGCUGGUCCCAGGUCACAGGAGUUCUCCAGAGGCUGCCACCUCCCUUGAAGUGAACAGGAACGGCUUCCUGCAGCCGCUUCCAAAUUGGAUAAACUGCAAAGUGGAGUCAAAUUGCAAGAAUACCUUUUCUAUUUUAAAGAUUAAUCUAAAACUUAUAAAAAAAUUACCUUUUCUUCUUCAUGUCUUUAUCAUCUUACGUAUUGUUGUGUCAUUUUUGUCAGCUGAAUUUGGCAAUACCAUUCUGAUUAGGUGCAGUUCUCAAUCUGAAAAUCAGAGUCCUCUUAUUAAAGUCUCUCUGCUUGUCAUUGAAUUUCAGAUAAAAGACCAUGGUUCUGAUGUUGCUAGUGGAAACAGGACUAAGGAAAUGAAAGCCUGGCUAAGUUACUCUGACUCAGCUGUGUCUGGCUAGAAGUUUCAUAUUAGAAAGGGUAAAAGCCUAGAGAGAGUUGCUCUUUUGUGUGCAGUAUUGAUGUUGCAUAUGUAAGAGUCUUUGCUAAUGCAGUAUGCAGAAGCACCUGUGGUGAGGUCCUGCCUUGUAACUGAGCCUAACACCAAGAAUUUCAAAAAUUUAACCAUUAUCUUCCAGAUUAUGGUAGACCCCCGUAGGCAAGGGAAACUGAGUUUUGUAGAGACUAAGCACUGAGUGAUUUUUCAGGCAGUCUUUUCAGGAAUCUGUGUUUCAAGACUUUUAUAUGUGUGGUUUAUAAUAAUUUUUAUGCCCAGUGCUAGGAAAAGUACAUUAAAUUGAACAUAAGAAAUAUGGCUGCAGAUGUUGCAGGAGAGUUUAUGAAGCACUUCAAGAAUCUGGAGAAGCACUGCCCUCAUUUCACUGGCAACAGUGUGUUGAUGCUGGGAACUCACUAGGGAGCAUAAAUACCAGUUAAAGAGGGUGAGUAGGAGCUCAAUCUACAAGAAGUGAAAACAAGAGGUUCUUUUGCUAGAAGCCAACUCAAAAAUGGCAGAACAAGGUGGGAAAGCUCCUGCUUUCUCCAAAGAAGGAAGGGGUCCUCCAUGAACUUAGGGUAACAAGAAGACUUACUCUUUUUAAAAUUGGAUUAGCAUUACUGGCAUUUGUGUCUUACAUGGGCUGCCUUGUUAAUCCUGGGUAUUUUCUAUUGAUUUACAUAGGCUGUAUAGAUGCUUGCUUGCAGGUGCUGAUGUCUCUGACUAGUAAGAAUAAAAACUAUUUUGGAUGCUGUGCUGAUCUUGUUAAAGAACUAAAGAAGGUUUGUUUUUAUUUGGUAUUUCAUUUCCCCCUGCUUCCAUUGAUGAUGUGAUCACAAAACAAAACACAUAUUUUUUCAUAUUGAAAAUAACAUAGCAGACGUGUAUGUCACCUGUGACAUUGUGUAUCUAGGGGGGAUGAAUGCCUUGGGAAUAGGUAAUAAAAUGAAUUCUGUGCAAUCUUUAACCAGGGAGCCCAUCUCUCUGCACCUGAAGGACCUCCCAUAAAUUCAAAUAAACACUCUGAAAGCACCAGUAAGAUGAAGACUGGUGAAUGCUGUUUUAUAAAAUAAAUGUAAAAGCUGGAGCAGCUUAUUAAGGGAAUGUUUGCAGUGGUGAUUUGUGAUUUAUAGGGAAGCUGCUUUUGAGAAGUUAGUGAAGAAAAAUGCUGCCCAUGCAGGGAAAGAUGUAUUGCCUAAGAGAGGAAAUGCAUGAUGUAAUUACCUUAUAGCAAGGAUUCACCCACUGCCCCUUUCCCUCUUCCACAGACCACAACUACAAUUAGAAAAGAAAUCAUGUCUAAAGCAUGUUGUCCAACUUGCUUUUUACAGGACUAUUUCAAGCACUAAUGUGGACACAAUUUAAUGCCCUUCAAAAUAGUGUGUUUGACAAUAACAAUCUCAACCAUUUCAAAUGCAUUUUAACAGCAUAAUAUAUUGUCCUUCCUGGCUAAUGUGCUGUAUAAUACCAGCCUGAUGCAAAUGGUGGUUGUUGCUAUUUUCCUGGCUUAAAUGUGACCGUGGUUGUAGAGGCUAGGAGCACAGAAGGGGUAGAAAACAUGGGAGCCAAACAUGGGAAGGUUGUGGGAAAUAGUUUUGUCUCUGUUUGAAGGAGUUCAGGGUAGUGACUAAGUGAGCUGGACCAGCAGGAUGAGUAAGAGUCUGGAGCCAUUAUUAAGUUUCUUCUCCCUGUUUACUAACUGUGGCAGACACAUCUGUAGAAUGAGGAUGCAUGUUUACUGCUUGUAGGCUUAGCAUCAAUCUGAAUUACAGAUGCUGUGGAGAACAGUGGGAGAAAGACAGGAAGCCUGUCUGCUGACCAGAAGGCUUCUUGUCUUCUUACAGCUCCCCUGCUUUGUCCAGCUGUGCAGUGCUGCAGGUGCUCAGCAUGAGUGUUACAGCACAGAAAAGACCCAGCUCAACCAGAACUGAAAUUUCAAAAGAAGGGGAAGGAAACAAACAUGCCUUUAACUAGUUUUAAUAGAUAUGUAGUCCUUUUUCCUGCUUGUUUGAUUAGACAAAACCAUUUCUUUCCUCUCAGGAGUCCCUCCUCCUUACCUUUCCUUUGGUCCUCAUGGGUCUGCACAGAAUCUCUGUUAUACUUGUGCCCUGCUUUACUUAGCUUGAUACAUCACCAGCUGAUUUUUUUUUUUAAUCCUUCUAAUUUCUGCAUUAUCUAUUCCCAAGGCUGAAAGACAUUUCUUCUUAGAUUAAUAGACUAAAGGAAACAAAAGUGGAAUUUUUAGACAAAUUGUCUUGGAAGAAAAAGCCUUAAGAAGCUGUCUGACAUUCUGAAAUUUUACUGGAAAUUCGUUUGUGUAAAGUUGUCAUAUUAAAGAUGCUUUAAUGGUUUUGUUUUGUCUUGCCAGACAUAGUCUACUGCAGAGUGAAAUUCAGGAUGUAAAAUUCCAGAAAGAUCAGGUUUUAUUGUGGGAAUUAAUAGGAGUUUCAAAGCUGAUCACGCUG